Haliotis rufescens (red abalone) is the source of this 9231-nucleotide messenger RNA. RefSeq names its product myosin-IIIb-like. Gene Ontology annotation, biological process: protein phosphorylation. Gene Ontology annotation, molecular function: protein kinase activity; ATP binding; protein binding. The transcript has 42 exons. The coding region runs from base 212 to 5386 and encodes 1724 amino acids. Gene Ontology annotation, cellular component: myosin complex. NCBI's taxonomy places the organism in Eukaryota, Metazoa, Mollusca, Gastropoda, Lepetellida, Haliotidae. The record is from RefSeq and is a predicted model, not a curated record.
AUUUGUAAUUGUGACAACAUUUCUGUGAUCACAGGCACACAGGGACCAAAGUGGGUACCAUGACAGCCGUUUGUCACCGGGUUUUAUGUCCCCUGGAGUCACACGAUGAAUACGACAGAAAUGUGCCAUGUGCCCUACAAGAAAAUGAUUUGUCGGUGUGCUGCGUUGCCAUUAUGAUGCUGUCCAGGUAGACCAGAAGAGGCAUUGCAGGAUGCCAGCAGGGUACCAGAUGCCCCAGGCAUGGACUGGUGGCUAUGAGGCCUCGACUAUGCUGAAGAUGUACACACAAUACAGCCAGAUCAUCAACUUCUCCGAGCUCCCAGACCCAGUGGAGGAAUGGGAGCUGGAGGACCUGAUUGGCGAGGGCACAUAUGGAGAGGUGUACAUGGCCAAGAACAAGAAGACAAGAGUCCAGGCUGCCGCCAAGGUGAUGGAGUCCAUCCAUGAGGUCCUGGAGGAGGUGGAGGAGGAGUUUCAGGUGCUCCGAGACCUCAGCACCCAUCCCAACAUCCCCGACUUCUUCGGGAUGUAUCUCAAGCGGGACGGAAGCUCGGAGGACCAGAUAUGGCUUGUGAUGGAGAUGUGUGGAGGUGGAACUGUGACGGACCUGAGCCGGGCUCUCAUCAAGGACAGUAAACGACUGGAAGAGGGACUUAUAGGCCACAUACUUAGGGAGACACUGAAGGCUCUGAACCAUCUCCACAGCAACAACGUCAUGCACAGAGACAUCAAAGGUCACAACAUCCUCAUCACUGAGUCUGGGGAGAUCAAAUUAGUGGACUUCGGAGUGUCUGGUCAUCUUGAUCGAGCUCUUGGGCGGCGGAAAACUCACGUUGGGACUCCGUACUGGAUGGCACCCGAGGUGAUUGCCUGUGAGCAGCAGAUCGAGUACUCCUACGACAUCCGCUGUGACAUAUGGUCCCUGGGGAUUACUGCCAUCGAGCUGGCUGACGGAGCACCCCCUCUGGCUGACAUUGACCCUCGGAGAGCCCUUUUUAAGAUAGCCAGCCACAUAAAACCGUCCCCUGAAAGAGGGUCACCGCCACCCACAUUCAGGCAGCCUGAUCUCUGGUCACAAAACUUUAAGGAUUUUGUUAAAAAAUGCCUGAUUAAAGAUUUUGAGGAAAGACCAUUCACAGAAGGUCUCUUGAACCACCCAUUCAUAGAAGACCUGCCACAAGACCCAACUGAGUACAAGGAGAAACUGAAACAACUAACAUCAGAGAUGGAGCGGACCAUCCACGAGCCGGACAUCACGACCAAACAUGGCCGCAUGAAGUCACGUCGCAAGUCUAGACGAGAAGCAAUACAGACAGCAGAUGAUCUUGCUUCUCUGGAGACAUUGGAUGAUGACGUGAUUGUGUCCCAGUUGUUCAACAGGUACGGCCAGAAUCUCAUCUACACGUAUAUUGGGGACAUCUUGCUGGCUGUCAACCCCUUCACCUUCAUGACAAUAUACUCCGACGAGUACUCCAAGAAGUACAUGAACGCCCCGAAGGACAGCUUGCCACCUCACAUCUUCGCUGUCGCCGAUCAGUCCUUUCAGAUGAUGAUGCAUAAUAAACACAACCAGUGUAUUGUGAUCAGCGGGGAGUCUGGGGCUGGCAAGACGGAGAGCGCCAACCUCCUGGUCCAGCAGCUCACCCAGCUAGGCAAGGCACCAAAUCGUACAUUAGAGGAGAGGAUUUUACAAGUAAACCCUUUGAUGGAAGCCUUCGGUAAUGCCAAGACGGUCAUCAACGACAACUCCAGCCGGUUCGGGAAGUACCUUGAGAUGUUCUUCACAACUCACGGAACUGUAAUGGGAGCCAAAAUUACUGAGUAUCUGCUGGAGAAGUCGCGUGUCAUUCAUCAAGGAAAAGGGGAACAAAGUUUCCACAUCUUCUAUUACGUCCAUGACGGCCUGAUCUCCAGUGACAAUGACAAGUUCCACCUUAAGAAGAGCAAAGUGUACAAGUAUCUCCAGGAAUACACCAGUGCCCCCCCAGACAUAGCCUCAUUGUCAGUACACCGGGUCAAGUUCAAGGCCAUUCAGACAUGUUUUGAUGUAAUUGGUUUCCAGAAAGAGGAGGUGUCGUCCGUGUAUGCUAUCCUGUGUGGGAUCCUGCACAUUGGCAACAUGGAGUUCCAGGAGAAAGAGCUGUCGGACCACACCGGGGACUGCUGUGUCAUCAGUGACAGGAGUCUGCUCGAUAUAGUAUCGUCCCUGCUUGGAGUACACUCUGAGGACAUACAAGAAGCUCUCACUUCAACAGCAAUGGUAGCCAAGGGUGAGCUCAUCAUCCGCAACAACAACCUCCGUGAGGCCUUCAAUGCCAGGGACGCCAUGUCAAAGGCCCUGUAUGGCCGCCUCUUCAGCUGGAUCGUCAACAGGAUCAGUGCUCUCCUCAGACCAGCCAAAACAGAAAGAUCUGAUGAUGAGAGCUUGGUGAUUGGGCUUCUGGACAUCUUCGGGUUUGAAAACUUCACACGCAACUCCUUUGAACAACUUUGUAUCAACAUUGCCAAUGAACAAAUACAGUAUUAUUUCAACCAGAACAUCUUUGUCUGGGAGAUGCAAGAGUAUCAUAAUGAAGGUAUUGAUGCCAAGGAUGUGAGCUAUGUGGACAACCGGCCCAUCCUGGACAUGUUCCUGAUGAAGCCCAUGGGUGUCCUGUGUCUGCUGGAUGAAGAGAGCAACUUCCCAAAAUCCACUGACCAGACUCUAGUUGAGAAGUUCCAUCAGAACAUUAACUCGCCCUACUACACAAGACCGAAGGCUGACAAUCGCAAGUUUGCUAUCGAGCACUAUGCUGGCAAGGUGACGUACGAUGCCUCUGGCUUCCUGGAGAAGAACAGAGAUCGACUUCCUGUUGAGAUCGUUGACAUCCUGCGCCAAUCCAGCAACUCUGUGGUCAAGGCUCUGUUCCAGACUCCCCUCACAAAGACAGGAAACCUGGCUACGGGUAGUCUCAAGUCCAACUUCAACAGUACCAAAUCCAGUGCAUUUAACUCUCCCAUGAGCACCAACAGCGGGUUUACAAUCCAGAGUUACCAGCCUCAGAGCAGAUCAGCAUUUGGAGGCAGCAGGAUUUAUUUGAAUGCUCUUAAUGCAUCUGGUUCUACCAGCAUGACCCGGAUCCAGCAGACCGUGUCCACGUAUUUCCGCUUCUCUCUCAUGGACCUCCUGGCCAAGAUGGUGGCUGGCUCCCCACAUUUUGUCAGAUGUAUCAAGCCGAACGACAAAAAGGACCCUGAUCACUUCGAGUCGGAGAAGGUGAUGAUUCAGCUGAAGUAUACUGGCGUCCUGGAGACUACUCGGAUCAGGAGGCAAGGUUAUUCUCACAGGAUACAGUUCAGUGAGUUCCUCAAGAGGUACCAUGUGCUGUGUUUCCAGUGGAAUGAGAAGAUCCCCAUCAAUGCCGAGACCUGCACUGUGCUCCUGGAGAGGCUGGGGCUGCAUCACUGGGCCAUCGGCAGGACGAAGGUUUUCUUGAAAUACUACCAUGUGGAGGAACUUGCUCGGAGGUACGAGAGCUUCUACGAGAAGUUGAUUCUAGUCCAGGCUUGUGUGAGGCGCUGGCUCAGUCGAACGCACUUCUUCCGCAUGAAGUGGCAGCGAGACAAGGCAGCGCUCAUCAUGCAGAAAUUUGCCCGAGGAUGGCAUGUGCGGAAGGAGUACCAGACAGUUGUGCAGCAGAGACGCAGGGCGGCCAUUGUUCUACAAAAAUUGGCACGUGGGUUACAUACCAGGAAGGUGUACAAGCCGGUGAUCAAACAGCGCCACAAUGCCGCUGUCUCCAUACAGACUGCAUACAGAGGUCACUUGGUGCGAAAAAGGGUCAUGGAAAACAAAAGAAAUGAGGAAGAACAAGCAAGGAAAAUACAAGCAGUGUUCCGAAAGAAGCAGACAAAGAUUGUUGCAGAGAAGGAAAAACGCCAGAAUUUGUAUGCAGCUAAGAGAGCGGCCACUCUCAUACAGACCUACUUCCGUAUGUGGCGCUCCAAGGUUUUCUACAGUCAGUUGCAGGAAUACAAGAACAAGAAGGAACUGGAACUCAUCUACUUUGGACAACAGGUCGAAGCCUACAACACGGAUGCAUCUGACUGUAUGCAACGAAAUAACAACAAGAGGCGAGGUGUUCCUGUUGAGGUUGUGGCCUUGACACAAGGUCACACGUCAGAGGUGAAGGUCGAGGACAAGCAGGUGACCUUCCAGGAGCGCAUUGCCAAGAUGGACAUCGAUGAGGCCAGGGCGGAGCAUCUGGUGAAGCUGCAUGAAGAGAAGGGCCUCAUGUCUGAGCAGGAGACGGGGUAUUACGACAGUAUUGCUAACCUGGAGACAGGGGAAGAGGGUCUAGUCAUUGGCACCAGCACACCAAAGACAGCUGGACAGCCCUCCAUGGUGCACAUGGCGCCAGGCCUGAGUGCCAGUGUGAUGGGCGUGGAGCAGAGUGAGUACUAUGACUCCAUGGUCAGAGAAAACAAAACACAAGGGCUGACAAAUGGACACACUUCGCAGGUCCAAGCUGUGCAGGAUACCAAAAGCCAAUCAGCCUUGUGUUCUCGAGCACUAUUAGCUCAGUCAGCAGCUCAGACUUUCCUGGCCAACAAGCCUUGCGACCUCCAGUCGGGUGACUCCGCCAAGCCCUUACCUAAAAACAGCAGCUCCUCUAACCUGGCGUGGGACGCUCCGUUACAAUCGGCACGGGAACGGGCACUUGCAUCGCAGGACAUUGACUCUGAUGAAGAGAUUGAGUACCCUACCAACGGACUUGUCGAGACUGACCUCACAACUGACAAGUCAGCGUUUUUCGAAGAGGAUAAUGACCCUCAUGAAAUGGCCAAGAGGUUGGAGAAGGAGAUGGCUGCCAGCGUGGUGAGCUUCUGGAGGAAGAGCGUGAUGCAGUCACAAGUGCAUGUCGACUAUGAGGAGUACGAUGAGGAUGAAGAGGAAGAGAACACUUCAAAUGUUUCCUAUGGUCACGACCCAGAUCUACCUCCCCCACCUCCACCCCUGGAAAUGACAAUGGACUCACCCACGGGUGCCCCUCCUCCUCCUCCACCACCCCCACCUCCUCCACUGCCUCACUCUCAGACCAUGCCCAUGAUGAACGGAGGGGGACAUGUCGGGUUGUUGGAGAAUGGAACAAAUGGAGACUUGCAAAGAUCUGAAGAUAGAAAUGUGCCUAAGUCAAAAAGUGACAACCAUAUCGGAAAUGAUACUCAGCUUGUGGCAAAGCAAGUUUCACUUACCGAUAUCCGAGCCAAACUUCGGAAAACAAACAUUGAUGUUGGGGAAGGAACUCUCAGAAGGGUUGUAGAAUCCUCACCCUCUCAAGUUGACUUUCGUCAUGUCUUAAAGAAAAAACAGCAAAAGACUCUAAUGGGGAAUGGUUAUAACUAAGAAGCUCAGAAACUAAUACAUCUACAGUGAACAGUCUUCAGAAACCAAUACAUCUACAGUGAACAGUCUUCAGAAACUAAUACAUCUACAGUGAACAGUCUUCAGAAACUAAUACAUCUACAGUGAACAGUCUUCAGAAACCAAUACAUCCAGCUUGCUUCAGGAAGCCUUCACAAUGUCCAUGUUUUCAGAAACAACUACAUCCUUUUGCCAAACAGUUUAUUUUUGAACAAACAUUCUGAAAUUAUCCUUACUUACUAGAUGUUAUCUAGUGUGUAAUUUUACAUUAUUUCUUAGUUAAAAUAUGAAUCCAAAGAAUAGGACCCCAUCUCUAUGGAGCUUCUUCUUAUGCCAGAAUGUGAUAGCACCUGUGUAAGUGUUUGUAUGUAUGUAUUAUUUUUAUCUAAUGACCUCAGACCCUUGUUCACCUAGAUGUGAAUGGCGCCUCCAUAUAUAGUGUUGAAAUGAUGGUCCAUGUUAAAUAUAGAAAUAUUGUGUUUUUUGCUCUUGGCCCUCACAAUGUCUUAACACAUGACAAAAAUAACCAUUCAAUCUCAGAGAUUGAAGAGAAUGUUGACCAAAAUUGAUUUCAGUGUUUAUUGACAGUGAUGCUAUAAAAAUUACUGUUGGUAUUUGAUGAAUUGAUGACAGAACUGCAGUUAUGUUCUUCAGUUAUAUCAAAGAUAUUGUCAGUCGAAACAACGUGAGCACAAAUAAAAUGCCACCCAAAGUAUUGAAUACAAAGAGCAUUAAUCACAUGAGGUUGAUACCUACAGUGUUUAUAUAGUCCAUGUAGGUUUGAUGGUUACCUGUGGUAAUAAAACAUAAAAUAUUAAUUAUUUGAUUUAUAUACAAUAUUGAUGAGUUCUAUGUUGAAAGUGAUGUCCAGUUGUCCUCUUUAUACAUUCCCCUGACAUACGUUUGUUCUGCACUGGAUGUUGAUCUCAGUAUGACUUCGUCUUCGUUUCUUUACAAAUAUUGAGGACAUUGUCUUUACGCUUUUCACCAAAGUUGGAGGACAAUUCAGCUUUACUAGGAGGAGGAAGCAGAGCUGUGUGUUUGAUGUGUUGUUUUACUCACCAAUAACUGACAGAUAGACUGGAUCAGAAAAUCCCACUUUGCACAGAUGCGCAUCUGGGGUAGAACAAGGUUCCAGGAUGACAUGUUACAGUUUGCCUGUCUUGAGUUUUCAUGAACAAAUGUUAAUCAAAGUUUAAAGGAGGACUUGUCUCUGUGAAAUGGCUGGGAUGGCUAAUAAUGUUCUUUCUGAGUACUAGCUGUAGAGGAAUUAUCCUGCAUAUGUGAGAAGGUGACAUUGCACAUUCAGUAAUGAGUCGAUAUGUUGGUUGAAAGUUCAGUCCCCAGCAUUUUGGCAAUUGGCUGUGACUGGCCAGUAGUGUUCAAAUGUUUUAAAUGUUUUUGAUAUUGAAAAGGUGUAAUAUAUUUAGAAAUAUUUUGUAAUUACCCUGUACAGUUUGAUUUGGUAUUCUUGUGUGAAUAUUGAGUAUUGUAGUGAAUCUGUGAGAUGAAAUAGAAAGUUUUAUGGGUUUGACCCUGGAAGAUCCUGAAAAACAAGGCAAAGGAAAUAUGUAAUCUACCGACAGAGUUGGCUUAAAUGUACAUCGUGUGUGAUUCUAAUGCCAAAAUAUUCUCAAAAUAGAAUAUCCACAUGUUUUUUCACAGUUGUUUCAUAGUUUUGAAUUUUACAUUUGUAGGAGGAAAAAUGUCCUUCAAAUCUUGUAAUAUUUCUGAAUAGUGUGUAUAUUCAUGUAGCUGGGUUUCACAGAUGUAUUUGAUUGUCAUUUGUGCACAUUUCCUAUCUUGAUGUUAGGUAUACCAGCACAAUAUUGUCACAUGCAAUAAGAAAUGUAUACUGCUCAAAACGAGUUAGAGAGCACAUGAUUCUUCACAUUACUAUAGUCAAUAUGCCAUGGCAGAUUAAAUAUAGUAGUAUGAAGGAAUCAGGUGUUCUUUAACUUCUUUUCAGUAGUAUAUAUGACCACUGUGACAAUGUUGAUUUGAGAUUAAACUUAAUUGUCAAUUCUUAACUCACAUUUAAUUUGAUUUUAAAAUUUCUUUAUUUCACCAAAGAUUUUAUUCAUAUAUGGUUUAAUAGGAAUAGAUGUUAUGCAGUCAUAGGUCACAGCAACAUAUUUACUAAGCUGUGACAGGUUUGUCAAAAUAGAACCUUUGUGCUGGUAAAUGAGAGGAAAGGUAGUUAUGUACAGAUUGUUGACAGGGUGUUGACCAUGUAAUUAUGUCACUUUCAAAUAACAGAAAAUCAAUUCCAAAGGUUCAGUGUAAAUAUUUUCUUGUUAGGAUUUGGGAUUGGCAGCUUCAAUUGAAUUUUGAUUAGUUACGUAGCUUGUUGCUUGUGAAACACUUCUCAAUUGUCUGUGAUACUACUAGCAUUCCAACAGUUUUACUUAUGAAUGUUAAAAGUGUUUUGCUUGUUAUAUAACUUUUAGUGCUUAACCCCACUGUUAUAUAUCUGUAUAUCAGUUGUGAGUGUGUUCCAGUUGAAGUUAGGUGUUUUUCAUACCAAUAUGAAACAUAUCAACGGUUGUGAUGAAGCUAUUUUCUUGUAAACUAUAUACAUUUGCUUGUAUGUUUGAUGUUGAUGAUUGUGUUUGUUGUAAUAUCUGUUUUAAUGAACUUGCAGAGUUUAGAAUAUUUGGUGCUCAUGUACAAAGUGUUGUUGAAAAUUAAAAGUUUAACGUUUUAGAGACAAGAAAAUGGAAAAAUGAACGUUCUUAAAUAGUGACAGUGAUAUAUUUUGGGUAAUAUUAUUCUAGAGAGGCAAUAUGUCGAUAAACGUAUAUCAUGUGUCUGGCGUUAUAUUACAAUGUAUCCAUUGCUUACAUGUUUGUUAGGAUGUUUUUGUUAACAUCAUUGUUACAGGACUUUGUUACAUGACACUUACAUGACAUUGUUGCAUGACACAUGACAUUAUUACUUGACACAUGACAUUAUUACUUGACACUUACAUGACACAGUUACAUGACACAUGACAUUGUUACAUGACACUUACAGGACUUUGUUACAUGACACUAUUACAUGACAUUGUUGUCAGUGUUAUAUUGUCAUGCAUAGCAUGUACAUAUGAUUACAUUUUAUCAACACUUAACAUAAUUUUAACAGAACAAAUGAAUGACCGUUGAAUGUCCCUUUGUCUUGCAUGUUUGCACUUAUCUUUAUUACAAACAAAAUUAAAAUUUAGAAAGAUAACAUCAUUAAAAGCCUGAUGUUCCAAUUUGAGGAGAAAAAUCUUUUGCAGAUUUAAAUUGAACCAAGUACUUCAUAACUUUUGUCGUUAUAACUUAAAUGAAGACAUGAAACUGUCAUGGAUAACAACUUUACUGUUUGUCAAUGGCUAACAACUUUAUUGUUUUCACAUGGAAUAACAACUUCUGUUGUUCCUAACAUUUUCAAGUCUUCAUUUUCCACCAAUCUUAAUGCCAAUCAAACACUUGAUGACUCAAGUGAAUAGUAGGGAUUUACUAUUAAUUCUGUUCAGCUAAGGGACUGAACAUUUAUUUUGGGGUGAGUAGGUGUGCGGUCUUCCAUCCAAGAGAAUGCCCUCCUGCAUCUGCAUUGUUUUGGGGCUGACCAUCAGUAAAUAUUUGUCCAUUUUUAACUUUCCGUCAUCCGUCCACCAGUGACAUCUGAGACUGACUUCAGAAGGUCUCUGCAACAAGAAUAUUUAGUUUUUGAAAAUACAACAAAUUUAAACUUUAAACAAUAUAAAUAAUUCAAGUUUUGAAUACAUUGUGUGUUGAAGUAUCUCCUUUGGAACACCCAUCCCACCAUAAGAAAUACUGGUCCCUAUCAUUCAAAUCCUUCCU